Molecule: messenger RNA, 1551 nt
Organism: Geodia barretti
Lineage: Eukaryota; Metazoa; Porifera; Demospongiae; Tetractinellida; Geodiidae
Source: the annotation of a GenBank genome assembly
AUUAAUGUGUACUUAAAUGUUGUCCUGUAAAUUAUUUCUUACUGAUACAGGUCUGGACUGUGGUCUUCCUCCUGAACUAGAGAAUGGAAGAAUGUCAAACCUGUCCAUCACAACAACGUACAAUUCUACUGUUACUUACGAGUGCAAAGACGGUUAUUACUUUCACAACAAUGACACGUCACGAACUUGUCUUUCCAGUGGAAACUGGUCGGACGAAAACAUCUUAUGUAAAGAAGACAGUAUCUGUGAAGGGAUUUUCUGUCCGUUUGGUGCUGGUGUUCUGACUGCCAUAUUCAUCAGUGCUGCAGUUAUUCUGGUACUGUUGUGUUUAGCAGGCGGCUGUGUGGUGAGACAGAGGCUGAGGAAAUCAAAACGCUCUAGUAAUAUUUCUGACAGAAAGGCAAACACAUUGGAGUUACGUGCUCUUCCAGAAGUACAAGGGUCAUCCCUAUCAUCAGUCCCGACACUAAAGGAAGAGCUCAGCACAAAGAGAAUGCUUUUCGAAAGUAGUCAACUACAACUAACCAAAGUUGUCGGUCAAGGUGUAAGAAUCAAGAAAAUCAAUGUGGCAGUUGCAUACAUAUUGAUCACAAUGCAGGAGAGUCAGGCCUGGUAUACCGAGGAUACAUCAGAGAAAACGAGGGCAACAUGCUAGUUGCCAUAAAAACUGGCAAAGCUUUAGUUGCGGUGACUGACAGGGAGAGGCUACUGAAGGAAGUUUCGCUCAUGCUCACUUUCAGCCACCCCAAUGUCAUGCCACUAAUUGGACUCUCAUUUGAUGAAGAGACGCCCCUGAUCAUUAUGCCAUUCAUGUCAAAUGGUACUGUUCUGAGCUAUGUCAGAGACAACAGAAAGAGCCUGUAUUUCCUGGAGUCAUCUGACAACAUCCAAGUUGAAGCUGCCAAGAAGACCUGCCUAGGAAUAUGCUACCAGAUAUCGAAUGGGAUGGCUUAUCUUGCUAACUACAGGCUUGUUCAUCGCGACUUGGCUGCCAGGAAUUGCAUGAUUGACGAAAAAGGCAUCAUUAAAGUAGCUGAUUUCGGACUGACAGAAGAUAUGUACAGCACCAUAUACUACCGCCAAGAGAAAAGACAGACUGGAACUGAGGAGAAGGUCCCUAUCAAGUGGAUGGCUCUCGAGAGUAUUGAAACACACGUUUUUGAUGAGAGCACUGAUGUGUGGUCAUUUGGAGUGACGUGUUGGGAGGUGUUCACAUGUGGAGGAGUGCCGUAUGCUGGGGUCCCAGUCACCACUCUACUGAGAGAGCUCCGCUCUGGACACAGACUCGAUCGACCCAGCAACAUCUCCUGCUCUGAUGACAUAUGGUCAGUUGUGACCUCAUGCUGGUCGGCCAGUCCUCAGGAGAGACCAAAGUUUUCCACACUGGUCAACACCCUCACUGACCUCCUGGACAGUGACUCCAACUACAUCAAACUACUGGGAUAGACAUUGAUGUUUACUUUAUACAUGUGACCACCAGUUCCCAAUUAGACUUCAAUAAAUUAUGAUAGUUACUUUAUAAUAUAUGCAUAAAGUUCUGUAAAUUCUGUG